This is a messenger RNA of [Torrubiella] hemipterigena, 5089 nucleotides long. Lineage: Eukaryota; Fungi; Ascomycota; Sordariomycetes; Hypocreales; Clavicipitaceae. The record is from the annotation of a GenBank genome assembly.
GGAGAGCAAGUGGAGCUGUUGCUAAUGACAAGCUCCCAGCCAGCUCCACGGUCAACGCUGCAGCUGUAAUUCUCGCGACACAACCGCGGCAAUCCAGCCCAAGGGCCAUAAUUAACCCACUGAAUACGUGCAGAAUGCGAUUACAGUAACAAAAUCCCACCGAUUUAAUUUCCAACAACGAACUGAGCGAGCGACACGCCGCGGGAUGACGACGUCCCCACGGGACAUUCGACAGCACACACCAUGGCCGAAAUCAACGUGAUGGCGCCGCCAGACCUCGAGGCAGCUGCUCCGACGCCUAUUGCGCAGCUGGAGAAUAGUCUAGACGACCAGAAUUCGCGCGUUGUUGACGGUGUCGUGACCAUUACGUGGCCGUACAGCAUCGUCACCAAGUCGAUAGCCUUUGUCCUCGCCGAGAAGGAUUACCUUCUGCGCCGCAACAAGGGCCAGGUUCGCGUCGAAUUCCACGGCGCUGCAGGAAAAGCCCUGCAAGCUGCAGGUGUUGGAGGCGGUGAUGAAGUGCGAAUCAGCCUCAACGGCGUGCAAUGGGAGCCGUGCAGCACGACGACGCGCUUACCUGGCACGCCCCUGGAUACACAGCUCAAGUUUACAAAUCGAGUGUCGCUGCGCAUUCGACGAGCAGAGACGGAAGAAACGAGCGUUAUAUCUAUCGACCAACCUGCAGACGAAAAAGAAGAGGGACCAAUAGAGGAGCCCGCACCGCUUAUUAGUUCGCCGCCCCUCGAUCUCUCCAGCGUCUUUGCGACACCGAGACCUGCGUCGCCACCGCUUCGAGCAAAGAGAACGGCCGCGACGGCUUUGGAACCAGAUGAAUAUGCAUCGCCGGCAUAUCUAAAGCGUGCUAGAGUGUCGUAUGGGUCGCUCUUUGAAGGCGGCCUUGAUAUUUUUGAUGAUGAAGCGACCAAGAAGAGCAAGAAGUCGAGGAGAAAGUCGAGGUUCAGCAUGGGCGCUACUGGCUGGAGAUAUAGUAGCAAGUCACCGUCGCCUGAACCCGAACCGACAGGGAAAGAAGAUGAGCUGGGGGUAUCAGAGUCUGAUGAGGACGACGAGAUCCCAAUCCCUCCUCUGUCGAUACCAAAGAGCAGUAUGGUGGACGAAGGAUCGCAGACACAAGGGUUGUCUGUUGAAUCCUUUGGAUCACUAAGAGCGUCGCAAACUGCGUUUCUACCCAAUACGCCUACGCCAGCCGCAAAUCCUGUCCAGACAAAGUCGAACAUGGCAAAUCUCGAAGAAGCUGCCAUCCUACAAGGCAUGGCUGGGGACCGUGGUGUUGGUUUCGUCACGGACUCUCAAACGUCAACAUAUGGAGCCACCAAUAAUCUUUUUGCUUCACAGGCGCCAUUGCCAAAGCUCGAUGUUGAAGCCGGUGCUAGCGCAGCUGCAAAUGACCCGAUGACUGAUUCUGCCAUCGAUCAGCUCUUGGGCUUGGAGCCGGGCUCUUCUGAGGCAAGUAAGGCGUUACCAGUUUCAGAGGGCGGCUUUGGGUCGUCACUAUUUGGUUCUGCGCCAACACAUGGAUUCGGCUGGGGCGUGCCACCACCUCCCACGGCGUUCCCUACGACGACUGUAGCUGCCGAGCCUCAACAGUCUGCUAUGGUCAUCAUUGAUAGCUCACCUGUAUUGGAUGUCACAGCAAAUGAAGGAAGAUCCACGUUUACGGAUAUUACCAAGGAGCCUGCUGCCCCAGAGCCUAAUGUGGACGAUGAUCAAGACGCAGAAGGGGAACGAGAAGCUUCUGAACACGAGUCUAUUGAUUCUACUGCUCUCAUUAUUCGAGAAGACGCCUCUGCCGAGGAAGAGGCGGAACAUGACGUCGCCGAAUAUGACGAAGAUGAGGAGCAGGAUGAAGAUGAAGACGAGCGCCCCGAAGAGCGCCCCGAAGAGCGCCCCGAAGAAGAGGAUGAUGCUACAGAGUACGAGAUCAGGGAACGCGCUAGACAACAGCGUCUUCGAGAUGGCGAAUCUGAAGGAGAGGAUGUAGAUGAUCAGUCUGAUGAUGGUCAAUCUGACGACGGCCACUACGAUGACGAAGACGUCGAAGAUGAAGACGUCGAAGACGAAGACGAUGAAGAGCAGUCACAUAGCUACCACAGGCGGCGCGAGCAUUAUCAAGAUGAUGAUGAUGAGGAGGAGGAGCAUGAUGAAGACGAAGAAGAGCAAGAAGAGGAGGGAGACUACGACGAGGAAGAAGAAGAGGAGGAGGAGGAACCCCCAGCGCCUCCCCCACAACCCAAAGCACCCGUCUUUAUCGAUCUAUUAUCGGAUUCGGACGAUGACGAGCCGGUAAAACCUACACCGCUACCGGCCCCUGUUGCUCCUAAAGUAGAGCCCGCGGUUUCAGAGCCUGAACAGGCGGAAGAGCUUGAGGAGCCAGAAGAAUCAGAACACGAAGAAAGCCCCGAACCAGAAGAAGAGCUAGAGGCUGAUGAAGAGGAUGCCGAAGAAGAGAAUCCCGAAAGUCCAGCUGAAUCCCCUCGCUCUCAAGCCUCACUGGUUGAAGGAGAUGAAUCUGAAGCAGAAGUUGAACAAGAUGAAGCUGAAGCAGAGGUUGAACAAGAUGGUGAUGAAGAGAUGGAAUCCGAGGGCAGUGCACAUGUCGAAGAGGAACCAGUCGCUGAUUCUCCUCAGGUUGAAUCUCCCGAACCUGAACCUGCCAAAGUAGAAGCUGUCGAACUCGAACUAGUUGAGCCUGAGACUGAACCUGAGGCAGUCGAGGAACAAAUAGAAGAAAAAGAAGAAGAAGAGCAGCCGCUAGAAGAGGAAGAGGAACUGGUCCAGAUUGUUGAACCCGAGUCUAUGGAUGUCGAUGAAGAAGAGCCAGUAGCCGAAGAAGAGCCAGUAGCCGAAGAAGAGCGCCCACUUGAAACUACAGAGGCCAUGGACGAAGAUGUCAAGGAAGACGUCGCGGAACCAGAACCUGUCGAGGCUGUCAAGUCUAUCGAGACCGAGGAACCUGUCGUGGAACCGGAGGAGCUUGAAGCAGCCGUUGAACACUUGAAGCCUCAAGAGCAGGUGGAGGUUGUAGAAGUCCUCACGUCAAAGCGCGUAACUAGAAGCGCAGCAGCUUUGUCUCCGCCGCCGACACAGGUGCAGCUUGCUGAUGAUGGCCAGAUCCAUCCUGUGGAAGAACCGAAUCAAGACGAGGUAAUCCCAGUAGAGGAGGUGAUUGAGUCCCAGAUGGUGACUCGAAGCGCCGCAGCAAUUUCACCACCGCCGGCACAGGUGCAACUAGCUGAUGACGGUAUCAUUGAAGCAGUUGAAGAGUCUAUUCAAAUUAUCCCCGAAGAAGCUGCCGAAGAAGAACAACCCAAGGAAGGAUCAAAAGAGCAGGAGGAUGAAGUUACUGCAGAGGACCAGAUUAUGGAAGAGUUCCUCCAGCACUCUGCCGAGCAGAGCUUCCUGUCGUCUUCAGACGCGCAACCAGAAGAUGCCGAUAGGAAAGUCGAUCCCAAUAUCAGCUCUCGAUCACUUCGAAGCCACAGGCGGACAAGAUCGGCUCAGAGUGAGCAGCCGUCCAUUGAUGCUGUUUUGGCCGAAGCCGCAGAAUCAACCAAGACUGCUUCAAAGCGGACGAGAAAGGCACCUACACCAGUUCCUGCGCCAGCAGAGCCGGCGCCGCGUCUUACACGGAGCAUGAUUGGCAGAGCUGAUCCUAGCGUGGCACUGGCUAAAGCUGGUAUCUCAUCGUCACCAAGCUCGCAAGAAGCUACCCCCAGGCGUCGAUUGCAUAGAACGAGAACGAUGCUAGAUAUUGCAGGCUCUGGUAGAGAACAUAUCCUUGACAGCCCGUACUCGCCGCGAACGACGAGAAGCCAUGACUCCCCGGCAUCUACUCCUGCUCAGGGCACACCAGAGCCAUCUACAUCGCAGAUCCACGAGGCUGAGCAGUCUGUGCCUGAGACUGUUGAACCAGCUGUGGAAGAAGCCCCUGCUUCUGAAGAGAAGCCUGCAGAAGCCGAUGAAGAUGAAACAGAAACAGAAGCCAAGGCUGAGAGCGGUUCUGCGCUACGGUUCAAACUGCGUAAGAGUCUGUCUACCAUGCUACCAGAUAACUUCCCGCUCGACUCACUUAGGCACUCACUCAACAAGGUUGGCGACAUUAUGGCCGUGGCGGCAGCUAAGCCAGAGCCAUCGCAUCGCCCUAGGAACGGCCCUCGCGAUUACAUGCUGGAGCUCUUCCUGACUGAUCCGUCAUCCCCAUCAUCCAGCGUACACGUUGCGCAGCUCUACCGGCCACAUCAGUCUGCCCUUCCCAUUGUGGAAGAGGGCGACGUGGUGCUGCUACGACGCAUGCAAGUCCAUGCCGUCAAGGGCCGCGGAUUCGGCGUCCGAGUGACGGAUUCUUCGUCAUGGGCUGUCUUUGAACAGAGCAGUGACGAGAUGCUGCCGCAGAUUCGUGGCCCGCCGGUAGAAGUCACGGACAAGGAGAUUGAAUACGCAGAAAGCCUCCAGCGAUGGUGGAAGGGCUUGGACAAGAGAGCAAGGACGAACCUGGCAAAGGCGAGCAGGAAGGCGGCGUCAGCUGGGAAAGGGUAGUUUGCGGACGAAGGGGAAGUAGAAUGAAGAAUGUUAUAGCUAGCACAUGUGCCUCGGGCACGAGAGAAUCUCGCUGUACAAGAAAGAGGCCAUGCUAUGAUGCCGUGUUUACAAGACUACAACAUAUGUUUUUUUUUCAGCUGGAUGACGUUUAUGAGUAAUAUACCCCAAAUACCAAGACUUGCUGAUGCUGAUGUGAUGUGAUGGCGCCAGGCCACCCGCAGAAUAACCUCGGGCCAACGCAGAUGUAGAUUAUGAUGAUCUCGGCAGUGGUCUGAGAUGUGAAGCAACCAACCAUACAAUGGAUGGAUAGAUGUAAAUGGAGAGGGUAGGCAGAGUAAUUUGGAGAAGGGAGGCGUGAGGAUAGCAAGCCGUCUGAGUAAUAGCGGGCUUGUAAGUAUCUGGUACUUGAGCCAUCUUUGGGCAUCAAAGAUGAGUCUUUGCGUGUGCGUAGAGUAAUAGAGCAACGAAAGGCCGUCGGGGUAUUCCGGUAUAAGCUCGUGGGACGACGCCGAGCUGCUGGCGCCGGGCC